Fibroporia radiculosa is the source of this 3594-nucleotide messenger RNA. RefSeq lists its product as uncharacterized. Gene Ontology annotation, molecular function: ATP binding; pyruvate carboxylase activity; metal ion binding. Bases 1 to 3594 code for a protein of 1197 amino acids. Gene Ontology annotation, cellular component: cytoplasm. NCBI's taxonomy places the organism in Eukaryota, Fungi, Basidiomycota, Agaricomycetes, Polyporales, Fibroporiaceae. The record is from RefSeq and is a predicted model, not a curated record. Gene Ontology annotation, biological process: pyruvate metabolic process; gluconeogenesis. The transcript has 26 exons.
AUGCCCGCCGAUACUGGCGCAACCGCGACCCUCCACCCUCCCCGCCUGGCCGCCAUGUUUGCGGGAUCCCCCAGUGCGCCGGGAACACCGGUGCACUCUAUUCAGACUAUGCGCCGCAAGGCUGCAGGUCACUCUGGCCCCCUCACAAAGAUUCUUGUCGCCAACCGUGGGGAAAUUGCCAUCCGUGUCUUCCGUACUUCACAUGAACUCGCCAUGCAUACCGUUGCAAUCUACUCCUUCGAGGACCGUCUCUCUGCUCAUCGCCAAAAGGCGAGAACCCUUUGUUCUGCCGAUGAAGCGUACCAAGUCGGCAAAGGUCUUACACCCGUCGCUGCGUACCUCGCUCAAGAUGAUAUAAUCCGUAUUGCCCUCGAGCAUGGCGUGGAUAUGAUUCACCCAGGGUACGGGUUCCUUUCUGAAAAUGCGGAGUUCGCGCGAAAAGUCGAAAUGGCUGGCAUUGCAUUCGUCGGACCUUCCCCAGAGGUCAUCGACCAGCUUGGGGACAAGACAAAGGCCCGUACCGUUGCCCUUAAGGUCGGCGUCCCUGUCGUGCCUGGUACGCCAGGACCAGUUGAUUCUUAUGUUGAAGCGGAUUCUUUCAUCAAAGAGUACGGGUUCCCCGUUAUAAUCAAAGCUGCAAUGGGCGGCGGUGGACGUGGGAUGCGUGUUGUUCGUGAACAGUCCGAUUUCGCGGCAUCGUUCGAACGCGCCGUCUCUGAGGCCAAGUCUGCCUUCGGUGAUGGCACCGUCUUCAUAGAACGCUUCCUUGAGCGUCCGCGUCACAUUGAAGUGCAGCUCCUCGCUGAUGGAGAGGGGAACACGAUACAUCUCUUCGAGCGUGACUGUUCCGUGCAGCGCAGGCAUCAGAAGGUCGUCGAGGUUGCUCCCGCGACGCACUUACCUGAGGAAGUCCGUCAGGCGAUCCUCGCUGAUGCUAUCAAGCUCGCAAAGAGUGUAGGCUACCGCAAUGCGGGUACUGCGGAGUUCUUGGUCGACCAGAUGGGUCGUCACUACUUCAUCGAGAUCAAUCCUCGUAUCCAGGUCGAGCACACUAUUACCGAGGAAAUUACAGGCAUCGACAUCGUUGCCGCCCAGAUUCAGAUCGCUGCAGGUGCAACACUCCCUCAGCUCGGACUCUCCCAGGAGGCGAUCACCAAGCGUGGAUUCGCUAUUCAAUGCCGUGUUACGACUGAGGAUGCUGCGACAGGAUUCCAGCCUGAUACAGGUAAGAUUGAGGUAUACCGCAGCGCUGGAGGCAACGGCGUUCGUCUCGACGCUAGCUCUGGCUUUGCUGGUGCGCAAAUCACUCCUCACUAUGACAGUUUGCUUGUGAAGGUGUCUGUUAGCGGUACGACAUACGAGGUGGCGCGUAGGAAAAUGCUUCGUGCGCUUGUUGAAUUCCGUAUUCGUGGCGUAAAGACCAACAUUCCGUUCCUCUUCCGUCUCCUCACUCACGAUUUCAUUGAUGACACACCUGAGCUUUUCAAGCUCGUCCAGAGCCAGAACCGUGCCCAAAAAUUACUCGCUUAUCUAGGGGAUCUUGCCGUCAACGGCAGUUCGAUCAAAGGCCAGCAAGGCGAACCGGGGCUCAAGGACGAUAUUGUCGUGCCUGUCUUCCAGAACCGCGAUGACCCAGAGGGCCCGCCUCUCGAUGCGUCACUGCCAUGUGAAAAGGGAUGGCGCAACAUCAUCGUCGAACAAGGUCCUGAAGCAUUCGCUCGCGCUGUGCGCGAAUACCCCGGUGUGCUCAUCAUGGACACGACGUGGCGUGAUGCUCAUCAGAGUCUGCUUGCAACACGUCUCCGUACUAUCGACAUCGCCAACAUCGCGAAGGAGACCAGUUAUGCGCUCUCGAACGCGUUCAGUUUGGAGUGUUGGGGUGGUGCGACGUUCGAUGUGGCCAUGCGCUUCUUGUACGAGGACCCAUGGGAGCGUCUGCGCGCACUGCGUAAGCUCGUUCCGAAUAUCCCUCUGCAGGCUCUCGUGCGUGGUGCAAACGGUGUCGGUUACACUAGCUAUCCGGACAAUGCAAUCUACGACUUCUCGAAGAAAGCUGUGGAGAACGGCCUCGACAUCUUCCGAGUGUUUGACUCAUUGAAUUAUAUUGAGAACGUUAGUGGGACGCUAUUGAAGCUUGGUAUCGAUGCUGCUAAGAAAGCGGGAGGUGUCGUUGAAGCUGCCGUCUGCUACAGCGGUGAUGUCGCAAAUCCGAAGCUUACAAAAUACACGCUGCAGUACUAUCUCGACUUCGUCGACCAGCUCGUCGCCGAAGGCAUCCACAUCCUUAGCAUCAAGGACAUGGCCGGCUUGUUGAAACCCGAGGCAGCGAAGAUUCUGAUCGGUGCUAUCAGGGAGAAGUAUCCUGACCUUCCGAUUCAUGUUCACUCACACGACACGGCUGGUAUAUCCACUGCCAGCAUGCUGGCGGCAGCGGCAGCUGGUGCUGAUGUUAUUGAUGUUGCCAUUGACAGCAUGUCUGGACUCACAUCUCAGCCGCCGAUGGGUGCCAUCUGCUCCGCGUUGGAGCAGACCGGAAUGGGAACGGGCAUUCGUUAUGCGGAUAUCCAGGCCUUGAAUGUAUAUUGGAGUCAAGUUCGCAUGCUCUAUGGCUGCUUCGAAGCCAAUGUCAGGGCGUCCGACUCUAGCGUCUUUGACCACGAAAUGCCGGGAGGUCAAUAUACCAACUUGAUGUUCCAAGCCGCGCAGCUAGGUCUGGGCACUCAAUGGACUGAGGUUAAGAAGAAGUAUAUUGAAGCCAAUGACAUGUGCGGAAAUGUCAUUAAGGUAACGCCGACGUCCAAGGUCGUGGGUGACUUCGCACAGUGGAUGGUAUCGAAUGGCUUCUCGAAACAAGAUGUCCUGGAUCGCGCGGAGCAGCUCGACUUUCCCUCAUCUGUUGUUGAGUUCUUCCAGGGUUAUCUUGGACAGCCUGUUGGUGGCUUCCCCGAGCCUUUGCGUACCAAGAUUAUCAGAGACAAGCCGAGGAUCGAUGGCAGGCCUGGUACGAACAUGGUACCUGUGGACUUUAAAAAGACAAAGGCAGAGCUCCGCAGCAAGUUCGGCAAGCACAUCACUGACGCGGAUGUUACCUCGUAUGUCAUGUACCCGAAGGUCUUUGAGGAGUACCAGAACUUCGUCGAGAAGUAUGGAGAUCUGAGUGUGAUCCCCACACGUUAUUUCCUUGGGCGGCCGGAUAUUGGCGAAGAAAUGCACAUCUCCAUCGAGAAGGGUAAGACUCUGAUUAUUCGCCUGAUGGCAGUCGGUCCUGUCGUCGAGGGCCGUGCUCAGCGCGACGUCUGGUUCGAGGUGAACGGAGAGGUCCGCGCUGUGUCUGUUGAGGACAAGAAUUCUGCUGUUGAGACGGUCUCCCGCGAGAAGGCCACCUCGGAUCCAGGCUCCGUCGGUGCGCCGAUGUCAGGUGUAGUCGUGGAGGUAAGAGUGAAGGAAGGUUCAGAAAUCAAGAAGGGCGACCCUGUUUGCGUGAUGAGCGCCAUGAAGGCAUGUUCACCUGUCUCGGGUCAUAUCAAGCGCGUCGUUGUACACGAAGGCGACUCGAUCAACCAGGGAGACCUCGUCGUGGAGAUUGUACACUGA